Molecule: messenger RNA, 582 nt
Organism: Cladocopium goreaui
Lineage: Eukaryota; Dinophyceae; Suessiales; Symbiodiniaceae
Source: the annotation of a GenBank genome assembly
AAAACGUUCACCGCUGACCCGUCGCAGUGUGAAAUCCUCAUGCUUCGUUUGACAGUGAUCAUUUGGAUCUUGGCUGUGCUAAGCGCACGCUCUUUCAGGGCUGAUAGCCAGGAGCAUGGCACCGCGCUGAGCCAUUCCGUGUCACAUGAGAUCGAGACCAUUGCAGCCAACGAAACUGGAGAUAUCGACAAGGCCAUUAAGAACGCAAAUGUGGCCUACAGGCAGAUCUUGCUUCGAGCGAAGCAGAUUAUCACCUUGUACGCAAUGACCAACAAUGGUGAAUGUCCUAGCUCAGUUCCUCUCGGUCUUGAGACUGGCUAUAGCUAUGGCUUGGGUUGUAAAUUUCCAGAUGCCUGCCAUUGUCCGAAGUCUCCAUUCAGCGUGUGCUAUACGAGAGGACUCUUCUCUCAGCCCAAUAUACUCACAAGCAAUGUGAUUGAAACAUUCGGAUAUUGUCGCACUGGCCUUUGGGUCUUCAUUUGCGGCGGUCUUGUCGUAGUUGCAGUGAUCGGCUUGGUGAUUUACUUUGUGAAGAAGAGAUGAAGCAAAGGACUCCAGAGCACGUGAACACAUGGACAGGAC